Molecule: messenger RNA, 843 nt
Organism: Ceutorhynchus assimilis (cabbage seed weevil)
Lineage: Eukaryota; Metazoa; Arthropoda; Insecta; Coleoptera; Curculionidae
Source: the annotation of a GenBank genome assembly
UUGUCAUUAUUUUUAUUUUAUACAAUUUUUAUACAUUUUUAUGCCUUUUUUUGACGACGAUAUCGAAAGCGACAGCAUUGAUUCUGAUGGAAGUGGAACAAGCAGUUCCAAAUGCUCCUGCAAUGCUUGCCUAGAAUGCAACUACGACUAUGAAUCUAUGUAUCAGCCCGGAUGGUUUUUACCUCAUUGCAAUAUUUGUCCACAAGCAUGUCUCAAGAUCCUCGUUGUGCUUACUUUAUUGGGCGGAGCCAUAUUGGGACUGACCAUCAACGUAUGGAAAAAAGAUGAAGAUCCAUACAUGAAGAAAGUAAAAACAACAACAGAAAUAAUACGAAUAAAGCAAGUAACUACUGAUAAAAAAAAGUACACAAGAAGAACAACAAAGGAGUCUCUGCUAACAAUAACAAGAAGAAGCCAAAAAAAAACAACUGAUGAAUUGGCACAAAAAAUGUUAGUAGUUCCUGAUACAAUAAAAGAAGAGGAACCAGCAACAACUGAAAUGUCACACCCAACGCUACACACACAUUUGAUGCCGCCAAUGAUUGAUCAUAGAUGGAUUGAAGAAAAAACAGCAACAACUAAAAGGACACAGGAAAUGCAUGCCGUUGAUAAUGACACAAAAGUAGCGGAAUUUAACAACAACAGCAACGACACAGAAAACUCUAAUAAAUUGAUGAUGCAACAAAACGAAGAAAAUUCAACAACCAUGCAAGAAAUAACGGAACCGUAAACAACAAAACCGAAAGUACGGUAAGAGUAAAAAAUAGAGGUCUUGAAUUAUUAAUUGUACUUAGAAAAAGUUGUAGAUAUAUACCACUUUUUUACAAUAAUAAAGAAAGUUUA